This is a messenger RNA of Phascolarctos cinereus (koala), 1192 nucleotides long. It is a transcript of the gene UPK2, whose product is annotated as uroplakin 2. NCBI's taxonomy places the organism in Eukaryota, Metazoa, Chordata, Mammalia, Diprotodontia, Phascolarctidae. Gene Ontology annotation, biological process: epithelial cell differentiation. Gene Ontology annotation, cellular component: apical plasma membrane. The record is from RefSeq and is a predicted model, not a curated record.
CAGCCACCCCAAGGCCUGGGCAGCACAUGCCUCGGGGACAAACCUUCAUAGACUGCCAGAUCCCAGCCCCUUCAUCAUGUCAUUUCUGAUGCCCACCCUGCUUCUACUGGUGCUGCUGUAUCUCGGGGCUGCAGAUUUCAACAUCUCCAGCCUCUCUGGCCUACUGUCCCCAGCCCUGGCAGAGAGCCUUCUAGUUGCCUUACCCCCUUGCCACCUCACAGGGGGCAAAGCCUCUCUGCGUCAGAGAAGAGUUAAUGAAACCAAAGGAAUAACACAUAACUUCACAGUAACCUCCUGCCGAGGGCGAAGGGACCUGGUGAGCGUGGUAUACAGCAGUGGCCGCUUCACCGUCACCCAACUCAGUGCCUACCAAGUCACCAACCUGGUACCUGGCACCAGCUACUUUGUCUCCUACUCUGUGGAGAAAGGAAAUGCUGUAGAAUACAGUAACAGAGUCCGGAUGACUACAUUACCUCGCAGAAAAGUGGAGACCUUGAAGGUGGGAAUGGCAAGAACUGGGGGCAUGAUAGUCAUCACAGUACUGCUGUCCGUUGCCAUGUUCCUGCUGGUGGUCGGCUUCAUUGUUGCUCUGGCCCUCGGUGCUCGAAAAUGAAAGCUCUGAGUGAGACUGGUGCUCCCUGGAGAUUGGGAUGGGGCAGCACUCACUUCCUGGGGGACUUGGGAUUCUACUCCCAGGGCUUCAGUCCUCCCUCCCAACCCUUCCUCAUUUCCCUUGCACUUGGCUCUGCUUCAACCUCAUCCCCUCACAUCGACUUUUCUCCCAGGAUCUCUCUCCCCCUCCCCCACUCUCCUCCUUUCAACUGGUCUCUCAUUCACUAAGGUCAAAAGCAAACCAAGCCCGGAACUAAAGGGUGGAGGAGAUGGAAAGUUUAGAUAAACUCUAAGGAGUUUACAAUCUACUAAAUCCCCAACCCCCAUCCCCAGAUCCUUCCCCUAUCUACCCCAAUCUUCCAAUAGAAUCUUAGAAUUGUAAAAGAAAUGAAGUCUAGUCCUAUCCAAUGCCAGCCUUCUAGUCCUCCCUAGACCCUACUGCUCCCAGGCUUCUUAGCCUCCCUUCUCUGCAGCCCCUCCCUACCCCCUCUCCCCCAGGCACUCCCUUCCCAGAUCAGUGCCACCAGUCCACCUUCCUUCUCAGCUGACUUCCUGUAAUAAAGUGUGGAUGUUGCCUCGG